AUGAGACACCUUCUUCAGGGAUCCGGGAUGGCUUCAAUUUGGCAGAAAAUUCAAGAGUUCUACAACUGGGCCCUUGAAAAUGGAGACCCAAGGACAGACCCCUGGCUCCUGGUUUACUCUCCACUUCCAGUCACCCUGCUCUUCACCCUCUACCUCUUAUUUGUGGCACUGGGACCACGCCUCAUGCAGAAGUGGGAGCCACUGAGGCUAAAGGGUCUGCUGACUGCCUAUAAUUUGACCCUGGUGGCUCUGUCAAUCUAUAUGUUCUAUGAGUUCCUGGUAACUUCAGUCUUGGCCAACUAUAGUUACCUGUGUCAGCCAGUGGAUUACACCAGAAGCAAGUUGGGAAUGAGGCAGAUGGCGAGAGUGUGUUGGUGGUUCUUCUUCUCCAAAGUCAUUGAGCUGCUUGAUACGGUCUUCUUCAUUCUGCGCAAGAAGCCUGAGCAGGUGACUUUCCUGCAUGUGUAUCAUCAUGGCACCAUGCUUUUCAACUGGUGGGCUGGUGUCAAAUACGUGCCUGGAGGACAGGCCUUCUUCAUUGGGAUGUUGAACUCCUUUGUGCACAUCUUCAUGUACCUGUAUUAUGGGCUGGCCAGCCUGGGACCACAAAUGCAGCGCUACCUGUGGUGGAAACGCUAUCUCACCAUCCUGCAGCUGUGCCAGUUUGUGGCCAUCGCCGUUCACUCCUCCUAUAACCUCUUCACAAAGUGCCCAUUCCCCGAUGGCUUCAAUGUUGCAGUCUUCCUCUACAUCCUCAGCCUCAUUGUUCUCUUCCUAAACUUCUACUACUGGACCUACACCAGGGGGAAGUGGGAGAAACUAAGAUGA
Molecule: messenger RNA, 828 nt
Organism: Emys orbicularis (European pond turtle)
Lineage: Eukaryota; Metazoa; Chordata; Testudines; Emydidae
Product: very long chain fatty acid elongase 4-like
Exons: 8
Coding region: 1-828 (275 amino acids)
Biological process (GO): sphingolipid biosynthetic process; fatty acid elongation, monounsaturated fatty acid; fatty acid elongation, saturated fatty acid
Cellular component (GO): endoplasmic reticulum membrane
Molecular function (GO): fatty acid elongase activity
Source: RefSeq, a predicted model, not a curated record